Molecule: messenger RNA, 227 nt
Organism: Paraglomus brasilianum
Lineage: Eukaryota; Fungi; Glomeromycota; Glomeromycetes; Paraglomerales; Paraglomeraceae
Source: the annotation of a GenBank genome assembly
CACUCGUGCGCACUGGGGUCGAAAUGGAAACACAAAAUCCAAGCCGCAAUCUACAUUUAUAUCGACAUCGUAUGAUACCUGUUCUCUCUAUAGCUCAUGCAUCAUCAGUUGUACGCACUGGAGUCAAUGAUAAACACGGAGGGAUGGAGAUAUGGGAUCCAAGCCGAAUACAGUAUAGUUCGAACACCUUUCGUCCACCUUUCUUCAUGCUCACGGCGAUGUUCUGA